This is a messenger RNA of Lycium ferocissimum, 1888 nucleotides long. RefSeq names its product putative box C/D snoRNA protein SPCC613.07. Gene Ontology annotation, cellular component: pre-snoRNP complex; nucleus. The record is from RefSeq and is a predicted model, not a curated record. NCBI's taxonomy places the organism in Eukaryota, Viridiplantae, Streptophyta, Magnoliopsida, Solanales, Solanaceae. The transcript has 5 exons. Gene Ontology annotation, biological process: maturation of LSU-rRNA from tricistronic rRNA transcript (SSU-rRNA, 5.8S rRNA, LSU-rRNA); box C/D snoRNP assembly; snoRNA localization. The coding region runs from base 100 to 1359 and encodes 419 amino acids.
UUCGGAAUUGAAAUUGAAAACUGAACUGUCUUUCCUUUAAAUUUUCCAAACCUUGAUAAACCCUAAACCUAAGCAGUCAAGAAUCCCCCCUAUAGGCCAAUGGAAGAGAAAGAAGAAUUAUGCUCAGAGUGCAAAUCAAAUACAUGGAAAUACAAAUGUCCUUGUUGCUUUAUACGUACCUGUAGCCUUCCUUGUGUCAAAUCCCACAAGGCUAAAACUGGAUGUACUGGCAAAAGGUCGCUUACUCAUGUCGUGCCUUUGUCUAAAUUCGAUGACAACAUCCUUUUAGCAGAUUAUAAUAUGCUUGAGGAUGUUAAGAGGGUUGCUGAAUCUGCUAAAAGAAUGAGACAGGAGAUAUGUGGCUACACUCAUUUUAAGCUUCCUGAACGUCUGAAGAAUCUUCAGCGUGCUGCUAAUAGUCGUAGGACCAAAAUACUUUUCCUAUCAAACGGAAUGUCGAAGAGAGAGAAAAAUAAAACUUACUACAACAACAGGAAAAAGUUCAUAUCUUGGACAAUUGAAUGGCGUUUUCAUUUGACAGAUACUGCGUUGAUUGAUCAUGGAGUGCAUGAAAACACGAGCCUCCAGUCUGUGAUUGAGAAUCAUUUGAAACCUAGCCCUUGGAAUCAUCCACUGAGGCAAUUCUCUGAAGAGCCACUGGAUUCUCUUAAAUUUUUUAUCCAAAAGGGCACAAAAUCAUCUUUUUGCGAGUUGGAUAUAAAGGUUCCUCUGCGUCAACAACUAACCAAUAAAGUUAUCCUGGAAUACCCUGUCAUUUAUGUUUUUCUGCCGUCUCACAGCUGUAAUUUUGAAGUAAUCCGAGAUUCCGUCCCUCUUAAAGCAGAGCAAAAUGAGACUGUUUGUGAUAGCCCAAGCCCCAAAGGAAUGAUGUUCAAGGAAGAGGAUAUAGAAGAUGGUGGAUCUUUAGACCCACACGUUUCAGAUCUCUUAAAUGUCGCUUCUUCCAAUAAGGAAGAGACUAACAACUUGGACCAAGAUAUAUGUGAUGAUCUUGAUCUGGUUUAUUCAUAUAUGAAAGAAAAUGAUCUUUGGCUAAAAGAGGAUUGUGGAUAUUUGAGUGAUGUUUUAGCUGUGGAUGAAGAACCGGAGGAAGGAGAGAUAGAAUUCAAGUCAUCUACGGAAGAAAUGGAGUCUAACAAGUCUGUGUUAACAACGAGCCAAGCUGCCAGAUCAUUUGUAAGUGGACGUUUGGAUGUAGAUGACAAAGAUAUAUGUGAUGAUACAAAUCUGUUUCCUUCAUCUAUGAAAGAAAAGGUUCUGGGAGAAAAAGAGGACUGUACAUAUUUGAGUGAAGUUUUACAUGUGGACGAAGAGUUGGAGGAAGGAGAGAUAGCUUGACUUUUUCUUUCCUGGAUCCUCACUUUAAUUGUACUUGAAUGCAGUAAGAAUCGAUAAGAAUCGAGUCAUAUUGUCAUGAUACUCUGGUGUUCAUUCUCAUUCUCACAAAACUCUGGUGCUAGUGGUACAAACCAGACUUGGCUUGUCAAGUGAAUAGAGUAAAUAGCAGAAUUUCUGAACUAUUGGGUCUUGAAGAAAUCAUCACUUCUGAACUGGUGAGAAGCAUCAUAACCAUAUUCUGAGGGUCGCUGCCCUAUUCUUUAAAAUGUGAGGGAUACAGCAGAUGGUGGUCGUCGAUGAAAUUUUAUUUCUUAUGGAGCUGUUUCUACGAUGAGAAGGUUGUAAACGAGAUCAGUCACAUUGCAGAAUUGGGUAGGUGUUCAAUUUUCCAGUUCUAGCCGGUGUUUGCAGUAAUAUGUACUCCCUUUGUUCACUUGUACUUGUUUACUACACUAAAAAUAGGUUUUCACUUUUACUUGUAACAUUUAGCAUACCAGAAGAAAAAAAUAUAUGUUUUUCUUCAUGUUUU